Molecule: messenger RNA, 1620 nt
Organism: Onychomys torridus (southern grasshopper mouse)
Lineage: Eukaryota; Metazoa; Chordata; Mammalia; Rodentia; Cricetidae
Gene: Gp2
Product: glycoprotein 2
Exons: 10
Coding region: 1-1620 (539 amino acids)
Biological process (GO): neutrophil migration
Cellular component (GO): apical plasma membrane; cell surface
Source: RefSeq, a predicted model, not a curated record
AUGGAAAGGAUGGUGGGCUGCGACUUGCUGUGGGUGGCUGUGGCUUCCUGCAUUCUGACACUGGCAUUUCCAUCUACAAUACAGCAAGGUUAUGGAAGCCCUAGAAACAGCAGCUCUGAAGGGCUGGACCUAGACUGUGGAUCCCCUGGCACUCCAGAGGCUGGUGUCUGUUUGGACCCCUGCCAGAAUUACACUGUCCUGGACGACCCCUCCAGAAGCACAGAGAACACUGAGCAAGCAGAGGGGUGUGACGAUAAUUUGCAAGGCUGGUACCGCUUUGAGGGUGAAGGAGGGGUGAAGAUGCCAGAGGCCUGUGUGCCGAUCUACCGGUGCCAUGCCUCUGCUCCCAUGUGGUUGGAUGGGCCUCACCCCGUCCUGGGAGAUGGAAUUGUCAGCCGUACAGCCUGUGCUAACUGGAAUGAAAAUUGCUGCUUCUGGAAUACCGAGGUCCAGGUGAAGGCCUGCUUGGAAGAAUCAGAAAGUUAUUAUGUGUACAGGUUACAGGGUACCCCUGAAUGCAGCCUGAGAUACUGCACAGAACCCUCCCCUCCAACCCCCCCUCCACAAAUGCCAUGUGAGACCACUUGUCGUUCUGUGGAGGAGUGUGUGCUGGAAGAUGGCAACUGGACCUGUGUCUGCAAUCAGGGCCUCAAUGUUUCUGAUACUCAGAGUUUGCAGCCCCAGCUGGACUGUGGACCUGAUGAGAUCAAGGUGAAGCUGGACAAGUGUUUAUUGGGAGGUCUGGGUUUUGAGGAGAACAUUGUUGCCUACCUGAAUGACCGGAAUUGCAGCAGAAUCAUGCAAAACGAGCCCAACAACUGGGUGUCCACAACCAGCCCUGUUGUUGCUAGUGACUGUGGGAACAUUCUGGAGAACAAUGGGACCCAUGCCAUCUACAGAAACACCCUCUCCUUGGCCACUGAUUUCAUUAUCAGGGACUUCAUCGUCAAUGUCAACUUCCAGUGCACCUACCCACUGGACAUGAAGAUCAGCCUCCAAACUGCACUCCAGCCUAUUGUAAGUUCCUUGAACAUUGAUGUGGGUGGGGCAGGAGAGUUCACUGUCAGAAUGGCCCUCUUCCAAGACCAGAGCUACACACACCCUUAUGAAGGGGCCAAAGUGGUGCUUCCAGUAGAGUCUAUGCUCUAUGUGGGUGCCAUCUUGGAGACAGGAGAUACCUCCAAGUUUAAGCUGUUGCUGAGGAACUGCUAUGCCACACCCACAGAAGACAAGGAUGACCCCUUAAAGUACUUCAUCAUCAGAGACAGCUGCCCAAAUCAACGUGACUCCACCAUCCAUGUGGAGGAGAAUGGGGUGUCCUUGCAAAGCCGAUUCUCAGUACAGAUGUUCAUGUUUGCUGGAAAUUAUGACCUAGUGUUCCUGCAUUGUGAGGUUCACCUGUGUGACCCCACUAAAGAACAGUGCGAAAAAUCUUGUUCUACAAGCCAACUCCGCAGCAAUGGGCCAGGCAUCAACCUAGCUCAGGUUCUAGAUUUAGGACCCAUCACUAAGAGAGGUGCUCAGACUCUUGAUACCUCCAGUGGGACUCCCAGCACUGCAGGGUUCUUGAUGGUCUGGCUCACGCUCUUCCUGCCUGUCUUCCUGACUUGGCUGUUCUGA